Messenger RNA from Ilyonectria robusta, 306 nucleotides. RefSeq lists its product as uncharacterized. Bases 1 to 306 code for a protein of 101 amino acids. NCBI's taxonomy places the organism in Eukaryota, Fungi, Ascomycota, Sordariomycetes, Hypocreales, Nectriaceae. The transcript has a single exon. The record is from RefSeq and is a predicted model, not a curated record.
AUGGCGACUCGCACCACGGGUCCGACGGACGCGAAUUAUACUCCUGACGUGGCCCGCUGUCUCCCCGGACUCACAGAGCCAUUCAUGCUGACUAUCCGGGAGCUGGCCGGGGCUGAGGCCAACGUCAAGUUGAUCUGGUGGUUCAUUGCAGAGGUUGACUCGCACGGCACUGAGUCAGUGGUGGGCGAGGACAAGUUCACGGCGCGCUUCAUGGCCUGCGAGGAGGCACUACAGAGGUUGACCUACAAGGAGGACCGGGGCGUCUUACAAAAAGCCAUCAGUCUCGUAGAAGGUUCCGAACCGUAA